CGGUCUUGCACCCAUCAGUCUUUGCUUUUUGUUACGUAUCAAGCUACGGACGGACUGCCCAUCAUGGAACAUAACAAAGAGUCAACAUUGCCCAUUCCAACGGCCAUGGCCGCCGAGCCAGUUACGGAUCCUGCAGUAGAAUUAGCUUCUGUAACCAAAACAGCGCCGGAAGAUAGCACAUCGUCGCCCACAGCAUUGUUGACAGUGUCGCCUACAUUACCUGAAGCGACACCGACGCCAGAACCAACUACAGAAAGGUCACUUCCGGUAUCCGACCCAAUGGCAAUCAUCCCCGCCGAGAUUGGACCUCCUCCACAAUACGAUGACCACAAGCGAGAUGCAAUAACGACUCCUGCACCGGCAGUCACAUCAUCACAGAUCAACGAGAAAGGCACUCCACCCGGCGUACAAGUCCCGGUUGCUCAAAGAGUCAUCGCGCUGGCGCAACUUGGUGAAGAGCCCGGACGCAUAUCUUGUCCCUUUUGCUUCCACGAGGUUCAGACUAGAGUGAACAAAGAGAGUACCAGUUCAACAACCAUGGCGGCCGCCUGCUGUUGUCUCUUCGGCGGAAUUUGCUGUGCAUUUUUGCCGUUCUGUAUGGAAAUGUGUCACGAUUCACACCACUUUUGUACAAACUGUGGCGUCCAAGUAGCCAUUCAUCCCCACGAAGGUCCGGUACAGCAAUUUGGUCCUGAUUCCCCCGGUGCAAUUAUCCGAGCUCCGGGACGCAUUCAACCUCCACAGGCUGUUAUGAAGAACUAG
This is a messenger RNA of Penicillium concentricum, 762 nucleotides long. Its product is annotated as LITAF-like zinc ribbon domain-containing protein. Gene Ontology annotation, molecular function: zinc ion binding. The annotation marks the transcript as partial. The transcript has 3 exons. Lineage: Eukaryota; Fungi; Ascomycota; Eurotiomycetes; Eurotiales; Aspergillaceae. The record is from RefSeq and is a predicted model, not a curated record.